This is a messenger RNA of Prunus armeniaca (apricot), 306 nucleotides long. The record is from the annotation of a GenBank genome assembly. Lineage: Eukaryota; Viridiplantae; Streptophyta; Magnoliopsida; Rosales; Rosaceae.
AUGUCCGUAUACAAUUUCACUGAGUCUAACAUCGUCCUCAUCAGUUCUGAUGAAAAGCAUCACAGCCGUUCGCUCACCGCUCUCGCAAUUGAUUGGACGGUGAGUUGCAUGCGGCAGAGGGUGCGCGUGGGAGAAAAACAGCAGGUUGAGGAAUCGGUGGUGAAGAAAGGAAGUUAUGUGUCGCGUUCUGAGGCCGGCAGGCCAAAAAUAAAAGCCGCUUUCUUGUCCCCCAACACAUCAUAUCGUUUGGCCCUGUUUUUCUUUGUCCCCCUCUUAAUCUCACUACAUGCAUUGCUCCCUACGUAA